GUCAGCUCUCAUCUUUGUUCUUCAUGUACUACAGGCUAUUUUCUGUAGUUAACUCAGAAGCCAUGUAGACUUGCCUGCCCUUUGAAGACAUACUUUUUAAGACUUCUAGGAAGAUAAGCUGCACUGUUGAGAGUUUUUACAGAAUAUAAUCGUGUGUGUUGUGAGAGAGAGAGAAAUGGAAGUAUUCCAGGAACUCCGUAAACCGUCAUCACGUUUGGAGUGUGACCACUGCAGUUUCCGAGGCACGGAUUAUGAAAACGUGCAAAUCCACAUGGGCACCAUCCAUCCAGAAUUUUGUGAUGAAAUGGAUGCUGGUGGGUUAGGUAAAAUGAUAUUUUACCAGAAAAGUGCAAAGCUAUUCCACUGCCAUAAGUGCUUCUUCACCAGCAAGAUGUAUUCUAAUGUGUACUAUCACAUCACAUCCAAACAUGCAGGCCCAGAGAAGUGGAAUGAGAAACCAAAAAAUCAGCUAAGCAAAGAAACAGAUCCUGGGAAAAGCCCUCCUCUUUCUGAUCACCAGAAAAUACCCUCUAAUUCAGCAGAACUCCCAAAACCCAUACCUGCCCUUUCUGUAGAAACACAGAAACUUGGCCCAAUUUUGUCUCCAGAAUCACCAAAACCUACACCUCUCACUUCCCUGGAGCCUCAGAAGCCUGGCCCUGUUGUUUCUCCUGAGCCACAGACACCUUCUCUUCCUUCUCCUGAGCCUCCAAAAUCUGCCUCUAUUUCUUCUCCUGAACUUCCAAAACCAGUCCCUAUUGUUUCUGAGUCUCAGAAACCAGUCCCUAUUCCUUCUCCAGAACCACAGAAACUUGCCCCUAUAUCUCCUGAGCCAGUAAAGGCCACUCUUAUUAAUCCUAAACCCCAGAAACACUCCCAUUUCCCAGAAACAUUGGGGCCACCUUCAGGCUCAUCUCCAGAGUCACCAGUUUUGGCGGCUUCCCCUGAACCUUGGGGUCCAUCCCCAACUGCAUCUCCAGAGUCUCGGAAACCAGCCCGGACUAUCUCCCCUGAGCCAAGGAAACCAUCCCCAUCGGAGUCUCCUGAACCUUGGAAGCCAUUCCCUGCUGCCUCCCCAGAGCCCAGAAGACCAGCCCCGGCUGUGUCACCAGGUUCUUGGAAGCCAGGGCCACCUGGGUCCCCAAGGUCUUGGAAAUCCAGUCCUUCGGCGUCAUCGGGACCUUGGAAGCCAGCUAAACCUGCUCCAUCUGUGUCUCCUGGUCCUUGGAAGCCAAUUCCUUCUAUCUCACCUGGGCCAUGGAAACCAACUUCCUCUGUGUCCCCCGCAUCCUGGAAGUCAUCGUCGGUCUCACCUGGUUCCUGGAAGUCUCCCCCUGCGUCUCCUGAGUCGUGGAAGUCUGGCCCACCAGAACUCCGAAAGACAACUCCCACCUUGUCUCCUGAACAUUGGAAGACAGUUCCCUCAGUGUCCCCUGAGCUUCGUAAAGCAGGACCUCCCUUGUCUCCUGAGCUUCGCAAACCAGGCCCACCAUUGUCCCCAGAGAUCCGCAGUCCAGCGGGAUCUCCAGAGCUCAGAAAACCUUCAGGGUCUCCAGAGCUUUGGAAGCUUUCUCCUGAUCAGCGAAAAACUUCCCCUGCUUCACUUGAUUUUCCCGAGUCCCAGAAAAGUUCCCGUGGUGGUUCCCCUGAUCUCUGGAAGUCUUCCUUUUUUAUUGAACCUCGGAAACCUUCUGGACCAUCUGAGUCCCCUAAGGCAGCCUCCGAUAUCUGGAAGCCUGUUCUCUCUCUUGAUACUGAACCUAGAAAACCUGCCCUGUUUUCAGAGCCCACCAAAACAGCCCCUCCAGCUUCUCCUGAACCACGAAAACGUGCUCUUUUUCCAGAGCCCCGGAAACAUGCCCUUUUCCCUGAACUUCCCAAAUCUGCUAUCUUCUCAGAAUCUCAGAAGGCAGUUGAGCUUGGUGAUGAACUACAGACAGAUGCCAUAGAUGAUCAAAAGUGUGAUAUUUUGGUUCAGGAAGAACUACUAGCUACACCUAAGAAACUCUUAGAAGACACUUUAUUUCCUUCCUCAAAGAAGCUCAAGAAAGACAACCAAGAGAACUCAGAUGCUGAGCUUAGUAGCAGUGAGUAUAUAAAAGCAGAUUUAGAUGUGAUAGACAGCAAGGGCCAAGAAUCAAGCAGUGAUCAAGAGCAGGUUGAUGUAGAAUCUAUUGAUUUUAGUAAAGAGAACAAAGUGGACAUGACUAGUCCAGAGCAGUCCAAAAGUGUAUUACAAUUUACUGAAGAGAAAGAGGCUUUUAUCUCUGAGGAAGAGAUUGCAAAGUAUAUGAAGCGUGGAAAAGGAAAGUAUUAUUGCAAAAUUUGUUGCUGUCGAGCUAUGAAAAAAGGUGCGGUUUUGCAUCAUUUGGUUAAUAAGCAUAAUGUUCAUAGCCCUUACAAAUGUACAAUUUGUGGAAAGGCUUUUCUUUUGGAAUCUCUCCUUAAAAAUCAUGUAGCAGCCCAUGGGCAGAGUUUACUUAAGUGUCCACGUUGUAAUUUUGAAUCAAAUUUCCCAAGAGGCUUUAAGAAACAUUUAACUCACUGUCAAAGCCGGCAUAAUGAGGAAGCAAAUAAAAAGCUAAUGGAAGCUCUUGAACAGCCCCUGGAGGAGCAGCACAUUUGA
Molecule: messenger RNA, 2626 nt
Organism: Odobenus rosmarus divergens (Pacific walrus)
Lineage: Eukaryota; Metazoa; Chordata; Mammalia; Carnivora; Odobenidae
Gene: CHAMP1
Product: chromosome alignment maintaining phosphoprotein 1
Exons: 2
Coding region: 176-2626 (816 amino acids)
Biological process (GO): protein localization to kinetochore; protein localization to microtubule; sister chromatid biorientation
Cellular component (GO): spindle; nucleoplasm
Source: RefSeq, a predicted model, not a curated record